This is a messenger RNA of Sceloporus undulatus (fence lizard), 6653 nucleotides long. It is a transcript of the gene SALL3, whose product is annotated as spalt like transcription factor 3. NCBI's taxonomy places the organism in Eukaryota, Metazoa, Chordata, Lepidosauria, Squamata, Phrynosomatidae. Gene Ontology annotation, molecular function: DNA-binding transcription factor activity, RNA polymerase II-specific; RNA polymerase II cis-regulatory region sequence-specific DNA binding. The transcript has 5 exons. Gene Ontology annotation, biological process: regulation of transcription by RNA polymerase II. Bases 68 to 3928 code for a protein of 1286 amino acids. Gene Ontology annotation, cellular component: nucleus. The record is from RefSeq and is a predicted model, not a curated record.
CCCGGCUCCCUCCUCUCGCUGAUGUCUCUGCGAAAAGCCAGAGGAAAGCGACGGCGCAGCUAGCAGCAUGUCUCGGCGCAAGCAAGCCAAGCCCCAGCAUCUCAAGUCGGACGAGGAGCUGCAAGCGGAGCUGGCCUCGGAGCAAGAGAUGAAUAUGUUUCAUAUAGAGGUGUAUUGCUCACCACCUAAACAUUUGACAAGUACCCUUAAAGCAGUACCAGGAGAAGGAGCAGAUGAUGGUGACAGUGGGAAUGAAAGCAGGAGUGGAAGUGAGGAAACAAACGUUUGUGAAAAAUGCUGUGCAGAAUUCUUCAAAUGGACUGAUUUCCUGGAACACAAGAAGAAUUGUACUAAAAACCCACUGGUGUUAAUUGUGAAUGAAGAUGAAGCAGCGCCGCCCUCGGAAGAAUUCCCAGAACCUUCCCCUGCUAGCUCCCCUAGUGAUCAAGCAGACAGUGAGGCUGCUGAAGAGAGUAUCCAGGCUGAGAACAAUGAAAGUUGUGAGGUAAAAAAUACAGAAAAGGAGGAAGAACCCAUGGAGGUAGAACCUUCUACAGAAAAAAGUUAUCCGAGUCAAGGCACCUCUACCACAGCUACGCCACUACCUCAGAUUAGCGAACCAUCUUCCUUGACAAGUUAUAACAUGCCAAACACUAACGUAACCUUAGAGACAUUGCUGAGCACUAAAGUGGCUGUUGCACAGUUCUCACAGAGUACAAGAUGUGCGGCUACUGCAACCACAGCCAGUGGGGUUACAGCAGUGGCCAUCCCGAUGAUACUCGAGCAACUGAUGGCAUUGCAACAGCAACAGAUUCACCAGUUGCAGCUAAUUGAGCAGAUCCGGAGUCAGGUAGCAAUGAUGAAUCGGCAGCCAUUACGACCCACUUUAAAUCCAACCAUUCCUUCCCAGAAUGCUCCCGUGCAAGCUUCAAACCAGAUUCAAGGAUUUGCAACAAACUCUUCUCUUCAGUUAGCAGCAGUUGUUCCUUCUGCCAUAGUGGCACAAGCCACUAGCAAUCCACCAACCGCCUUCGAGAGCACUCCGCACAUUUCAAGGCCUACGUCAGGUGCAAGCACUCCUAACAUACCUAGCAGUGGUUCUUCUGUCCCAAAUGAAUCAAGCACACCAUCCUCUUCUAAUGCAGUUACAGCUUCCUUAACAUCUGUUUCUGUGUCAAAUAGCACUAGCAGCUCUUCACAGGCCCCCAAUCCUUCAACUCCCCCUUCAAUAGGACCUGGAAAUCUCCUCACCUCAGCUUCCAGCCUGCCAAACCCACUUCUACCUCAGACUUCAUCCAGUAGUGUAAUUUUCCCCAACCCACUAGUUAGCAUUGCUGCAACUGCUAAUGCGCUGGACCCUCUAUCAGCUCUUAUGAAGCAUCGCAAAGGAAAACCUCCAAAUGUAUCUGUGUUUGAACCCAAGACAAGUUCUGAGGAUCCAUUUUUUAAACAUAAGUGUAGAUUUUGUGCCAAGGUCUUUGGGAGUGACAGUGCUCUACAGAUACACUUGCGCUCACACACGGGAGAAAGACCUUUUAAGUGUAACAUAUGUGGGAAUCGGUUUUCUACAAAAGGCAAUCUGAAAGUUCAUUUUCAGAGGCAUAAAGAGAAGUACCCACACAUACAGAUGAAUCCAUAUCCAGUCCCAGAAUACCUCGAUAACGUUCCCACUUGCUCUGGGAUUCCAUAUGGAAUGUCAUUGCCACCUGAAAAGCCAGUCACUACAUGGUUGGAUAGCAAGCCUGUGUUACCAACAGUUCCAACGUCAGUUGGGCUGCAGCUUCCCCCAACAAUACCAGGGAUAAACAGUUAUGGAGAUUCCCCAAGUAUUACUCCCAUGAACAGGUCACCACAGAGGCCAUCCCCUGCAUCAAGUGAAUGCACCUCUUUGUCCCCAAGCCUAAACAAUUCAGAGUCAGGCAUUCCUAUGUCUGCAGAAUCUCCACAACCAAUUCAUAGUGCUUCAGCUAUGACUAAAACUGAACCUGUCAAUAUUCCUGUGACAAAUGUGAGGCUAGGAGAUAUUUCUAUAAGUGGGCAGGUUUCUGCAAUACCCACAUCUACAGUUCCUAAUGCUGUUACAGACAGUAGUAUUUCUACAAGCCUCCCAAACUCUGUGCUUCCAGCAUUAUCUGACCAGUUCAAAGCUAAAUUUCCAUUUGGUGGACUACUAGACUCUAUGCAAACAUCAGAAACCUCAAAACUACAACAGCUUGUAGAGAACAUCGAUAAGAAGAUGACAGAUCCAAAUCAAUGUGUCAUUUGUCACCGUGUGCUCAGUUGUCAGAGUGCUCUCAAAAUGCAUUACAGAACUCAUACAGGAGAAAGGCCAUUUAAAUGCAAAAUUUGUGGACGUGCGUUUACUACAAAAGGCAAUCUAAAAACACAUUUUGGAGUUCAUCGUGCAAAGCCACCACUUAGAGUACAGCAUUCAUGUCCCAUUUGUCAGAAGAAAUUUACAAAUGCUGUUGUUCUUCAGCAGCACAUUCGUAUGCACAUGGGAGGGCAAAUCCCCAACACACCAUUACCAGAGGGCUUCCAAGAUGCCAUGGACUCAGAACUUUCCUUUGAUGAAAAGAAUGCAGAAACACUGAGCAACUAUGAUGAUGACUUUGAUGAAAAUUCCAUGGAGGAGGACCCAGAGUUAAAAGACACUGCAAGUGACUCCUCCAAACCUCUAAUACCUUAUUCUGGGUCAUGUCCACCUUCCCCACCAUCUGUGAUUUCUAGCAUUGCUGCUCUAGAAAAUCAGAUGAAAAUGAUUGAUUCUGUCAUGAACUGUCAACAGCUGACCAAUCUAAAAUCCAUAGAAAAUGGGUCAGGGGAAAGCGACCAUUUGAGCAAUGAUUCCUCAUCUGCUGUAGGAGAUCUAGAGAGCCAGAGUGCCGGGAGUCCAGCAAUGUCUGAAUCUUCUUCCUCCAUGCAAGCUUUAUCUCCUGAAAACAGCAACUGUGAAAGUUUUAGAUCAAAAUCCCCAGGUUUUAGUAACCAGGAAGAACCACAAGAAAUACAAUUAAAGACAGAAAAACUUGACAGUCCACCACCACCUACUGUUCAAAAUGGAGGUGCACUGGAUCUGACAGCCACCAACCCAGGAAGGCCAGUCAUCAAAGAAGAAGGUCCUUUUAGCCUGCUGUUCCUGAACAGAGAACGUGGUCCCAGCCAAAGCACUCCUAGCCUGGUUACCAGCACUGCGCCUACUAUGAUCAAAAUGGAAGUGAAUGGCCACAGCAAGCCGAUCUCAUUGGGCGAGGUUCCAUCUCUUCCAGCUGGAAUCCACGUUCCUGCUGCACCACAGACAGUGAUGAGCCCAGGCAUCACUCCUAUGCUGGCACCCCCACCACGCAGAACGCCCAAACAACACAACUGUCAUUCAUGUGGGAAGACCUUCUCUUCAGCAAGUGCACUACAGAUACAUGAACGCACCCAUACUGGUGAAAAGCCAUUUGGUUGCACAAUCUGUGGUAGAGCUUUUACCACAAAAGGGAAUCUUAAGGUUCACAUGGGAACUCAUAUGUGGAAUAAUGCUCCUGCACGUCGUGGCCGACGACUGUCUGUGGAAAACCCCAUGGCUUUGUUAGGUGGUGAUGCUCUCAAGUUUUCAGAAAUGUUCCAAAAGGAUUUGGCAGCUCGGGCCAUGAAUGUUGACCCAAAUUUUUGGAACCAAUAUGCUGCAGCUAUUACGAAUGGACUUGCAAUGAAGAACAAUGAAAUUUCUGUCAUACAGAAUGGAGGCAUCCCCCAGCUCCCAGUAAGUUUAGGCGGAAGUGCCAUUCCGUCUUUAAGUAACAUUACCACUGGAAUGGACAAAGCUCGUACCGGCAGUACCCCUCCCAUCAUUGGUUUGGACAAAGCAAGUUCUGAAACUGGAGCCAACCGCCCAUUCACAAGGUUUAUUGAGGAUAAUAAAGAGAUUGGCAUAAAUUAAAAGCAUUCAGUACAAGUAACUGUUGGACCACUACUCAACACAACAUUUGUUCUUUCAUGUACAGUUUUGGGAGUUAAGCAUUAGUUUCGUGACCUAAUUGCCUAGGUUCUCUUUAAGAUUUUAUCCCAUAGCAGUAAUGCAUAACUUCGUGUCUGCUGAAAAGUUGUCUUGCAAGAUUUGCAUGGUACUACUUUCAACAGUGAGCUGACUGUUAGUGAGAACUUUGGAACCAUUUUAAUUUAAGUAAAUAAUAAUUCAUUGCAUAACUGCGUUAGCAACUGGCGGAGGCUAAAUUGAUUCAGUUUUUGUUUCUUAACAAAACAAAAUGUUACCAACUGAGUAAAAGGAAGCAUCACAAUGGCAUUUCAGUCCAGCUCUUUCUUUGCUGGUUUUGUUCCAUUCUGCUAGAAACUUGAACUAUGUUUUUAGAAACCCUCUAACAUUCAGUAAGUGAUUUAGUACCCUAAUGCUGUGUAUGAUUACAGUAUUCUUGUCUGUAGUAUUUAUAAUGUAAAGAUAAUGCGGGUAACAGACAAUAUACUAACCCCAUCCUUAAUGAAGCUUUUGUACUGCAAAAUACACCUGGCUAUGUGAUUUUUUUUUUAAAAAAGCAAGUUUUGUUUUAUUAUAAAUAAGCGGUUUAUUUCAACACAGGCAAAAUUGUGAAAUUUUAUUGGGAAAGAUAGCAUGCUUUUCAUGUGCAAGUACCUGUCAGUAACAAACCAUUUUAAUUUAAAUAUUUGUAGCUGCUAUGUGGACAGUUGUUCUAUUAAAUGAAAAAUGUAGUGUGGACUUCAGUUAUGGGUGGAAAACAAGUUACAGACAAACCUUAUCACUAUAAAUUAUUCACAACAUUAUAAGCAGUUGUGAGUAAAACAUUUCAUGUUAUCACAGGCUGUACAAUAAAAAAGGCAGUGUUUGUAUAAUGUGGUUGCAAACUCUUAAUUUAUACUAUUGCACUUUUAGUACUUUAUAUUUAGGGAGGUUUGUCUAUAAUUUGAAUAUGAACAAAGAUGUACAGUAAACUAUUUUAUAAAUAGUACUUUGGUCUGAGGGGAAAUGUGGGAUAUUUGUUGUGUUUGUCUUUAAGGUCAAACAGUAUGAGAGAUCUAUGCUCCUUUCAGCAGGAAAACCACUAAGAACUGUCAGAUUCUCGGAUAUAAUGGGGCCUGCCAUUUCUUAAACUGAAAUGAUUCAUUUAACUUUUCUAUAAACCCACCCUCCAGCAGACCUUUGAUAUGUUAAUCCUAGGGCUGUGAUAUCAGCUCAAGCCUAGGAGAGGCUAAAGAAAACAUUGUGUAGGCUUAAUUUUGCUGUAAUCUGUUCUGUCUCUUUCACUCCCACCCACAAGCUAGAUGCUGACUGCUUAAUAGCACUGGUAUGUAAAGCAAAACGGAGAACAUAAAUAUUAAGUGUAACUUGUACACAAAUUCCCAAUUCUGACUAGUGUUUUUUUUAAUCUUCUAAGAUUUAAUACAAAGCACAAUGUACUCUGAUUAUUCAAAUAUAAUUUUCAGUUGUUUUAAGCAUUGUUUAAAAUUGUGACUAAAGGGAAUGUUUCCACUCUUAAGCUAGGAUGCUGGUGAGGCUGGGGUGUAAUCAAAACUUGAACAGUAAAUGUUUUGUGUACUACCUCAUUUUUGUGCAUUACAAGCAUGGUGAAGUCUGACACUAUGAACUUUCGUCUAACAAAUUGUCCAAGGGACAUUAUGGGUAGCUGGGAAACAGCACAAGAUGUUUUAUGCCCCUGAAGAAAGAAUCAGACAGGAGGUCUUCUCAGUUGAGACUGGAAAAAAAAUAGGACAAUCUCUUGUGCAACAACAACAAAAAUUACUGUAAGAGGAUGGACUGUUUCUGCCAUCAUGUCACUGAAUGAAAAGUUCAGAAGACUUAUUAGUGGUUUAUUUCUGUUUUGAAAUGAACAACAAACUGUUUCAGCUCUGUUUUCUACAGCAAUGAUACACAGAAUAUAUAUGUGCACAUACACAGGCAUAUAUCAAAUAUAUAUGUAUGUAUGUGUAUAUAUCUAUAUAAAAAUAAACAUCCUUAUAUUCUAACACCUUUUAUCACCAUUGACCACCAUUUGUGUUUGGGGUGUUUCAAAUCUGGGAAACAAAACUGAGGUGGCUUAAUAUUGCUGUUUUUCAGCAAAUGAAUGUUUUUAUUUAUCUGUGUCCAUUUCUGGUGUGAAUUUUUUUUGUUUAGUAUUUGGUACCAUGUAGUGUUAUCUCUUCUCCCUAAAGGAUGUGCAUAACUUAAAAAAAGAGAUGUAAAGUGUUGUAAAUAAGAUGGGUGAUGAAGGUACAGUAAGACUGACCCAAUUUUGUAUUCAGGGUUAGGUCUUUCCUCUCUGCAUGGUGAAGAGAGACACUAUUUUUAUACUGCGAUACCAUGUAGGGCUAGGAACCCCCCUGAACCAGCUGGGAAUUGUUACCUAGAUCCAAUAUUUUUUAUUAUUAAAUCUUGUUGGCUCGACACAUCUACUGAUUGAAAUGGAUGUCUUAGUCUAGGUUACUAUUUUUGUCACAUGGAAUUGAAUAAAAUGCAGGAUGUAAUAUUAUCUCUGAAUUGUGUUCCAUGAUUAUUCUAAUAAUUGAAUGAGAUACAAGAGUGAGGCUGUUUGUGACAGAUUGAUGUCAAUGAUUUUUAACUGUCAAAUCUAAAAGUUAAAUAAAGGGGGCACUUAUAUUUAUACUGUUUGGACAUAUCUGAAUGGAUAGAUGUU